Arvicanthis niloticus (Nile rat) is the source of this 1062-nucleotide messenger RNA. It is a transcript of the gene Stmn1, whose product is annotated as stathmin 1. NCBI's taxonomy places the organism in Eukaryota, Metazoa, Chordata, Mammalia, Rodentia, Muridae. Gene Ontology annotation, cellular component: neuron projection; cytoplasm. The record is from RefSeq and is a predicted model, not a curated record. Gene Ontology annotation, molecular function: tubulin binding. Gene Ontology annotation, biological process: neuron projection development; microtubule depolymerization; regulation of microtubule polymerization or depolymerization.
ACCCGCAGCCAAUGCGGAGCGCCUCAUCAGGGUCACGUGCCGCUGUUUGGCGCUUUUGUGCGCGCCCGGGUCUGUUGGUGCUCAGAGUGUGGCCAGGCGGCUCGGACCGAGCAGGGCUUUCCUUGCCAGUGGAUUGUGUAGAGUGUACAGCCAGUCUCUUGUCUUCUGUUCGACAUGGCAUCUUCUGAUAUUCAGGUGAAAGAGCUGGAGAAGCGUGCUUCAGGCCAGGCUUUUGAGCUGAUUCUCAGCCCUCGGUCAAAAGAAUCUGUCCCCGAUUUUCCCCUUUCCCCCCCAAAGAAGAAGGAUCUUUCCCUGGAGGAAAUUCAGAAGAAAUUAGAAGCUGCAGAAGAAAGACGCAAGUCUCAUGAAGCGGAGGUCUUGAAGCAGCUUGCUGAGAAGCGGGAGCAUGAAAAAGAAGUGCUCCAGAAAGCCAUCGAGGAGAACAACAACUUCAGCAAAAUGGCAGAGGAGAAACUGACCCACAAAAUGGAGGCUAACAAAGAGAACCGGGAGGCGCAAAUGGCUGCCAAGCUGGAGCGUUUGCGAGAGAAGGACAAGCAUGUUGAAGAGGUGCGGAAGAACAAAGAAUCCAAAGACCCCGCGGACGAGACCGAGGCUGACUAAGUUGUUCCGAGAACUGACUUUCUCCCCGACCCCUUCCUAAAUAUCCAAAGACUGUACUGGCCAGUGUCAUUUACUUUUUUCCCUCCUGACAGAUAUUCUAGAAGCUGAUGUAGGACCGUAUAGGUAGAUUCAGACCGUGAGAUGUUUUAGGGGCUCAAGGGGAGAAACUGAAAGUGUUUUACUCUUUUUUAAAGUGUUGGUCUUUCUAACGUAGCUAUUUUUCUCGUUGCAUCUUUUCACUCGGGCACACUUGGUGUGCUGGGUUAAUGGCUAGUACUGUAUUGACUGUGGAAGACGUUUGUGAAGAGUAUGUAGUGGCUUCUUCCAACCCAUUAGAUGCUGAAUAUCUGUUCACUUUGCGAUCCCAAUUCUGUCCCAAUCUCACCAGAUGCUACUGUACUUGAAUGGUUAAUAAACUGCACAGUGCUGUUGGUGGCA